AUGGGGCGCGACAAGACGCGGCGCAGCCCGUCGCCGCCUCUGCCGGCUUCGACGCCGCCUGUGGAAACGGAGGCAGCGCUCAUAGAGGUCGCGGAGCGGCGGACUGCGAUUUCUAACGGGCGUAAUUCGAGGCCGCGGUGUGGCGAGGUGGCCGGCAACGCGGCGGCGGACUGCGCAGCCGUGUGCUGCUGCGGCCCCGCCGUGCUGCUGGACAUCCUGCUGACGGCGUCGGUGCGGGUCCCGGCGGCGCUCUGCCGCCUGGUGAGUAAGGCACGGGCGAAGCGGAAAGAACGGGCCAGGAAGAGGAAGGAGGCCAGGAAGCACAGCGCGAGGUCCGGCGAGGCCGUGUCGGAGGGCGCGGCGGCGAUCGGGGCAGACGGGGCAACGGCGGAGACGACGCCGGCGGAUGAGAUCACAGAGGUGGAAAAGGAGAUGUGGCCCCUGUUUCACAACGCCGGAUUCUGGCGGAGCCCGUCGCAGACAGACGACGACGGGCAUUGA
Messenger RNA from Zingiber officinale, 501 nucleotides. RefSeq lists its product as uncharacterized. The transcript has a single exon. The coding region runs from base 1 to 501 and encodes 166 amino acids. The record is from RefSeq and is a predicted model, not a curated record. Lineage: Eukaryota; Viridiplantae; Streptophyta; Magnoliopsida; Zingiberales; Zingiberaceae.